AUUUAAGCUCUCUGGUAACGACUGUGAGGCAACAGAAGAGCGACUGAAGCACGACUGUCAACAACGCAAGGCCUGAGAGGGUUUCCAAGAGCAAACUUGAGUGUACGUGGACAUCAUCAGCCACAAUGAGCAUUCUCAAAGUGUUCACUGUUGCCCUUGUGCUGUUUGGAACCAGCUGUCUUUCAAAUCACCAUGGUCCACCAGGUCCACCUGGAUCACCUCCAGGACUACCUGGGCCACCAGGGCCACCUGGUCCACCAGGACUAACCGGACCACAUGGUCCCCCAGGGCAAGAUGGUCCACCAGGACCACCUGGACCAGGUGGUCCACCAGGUCAGGACCAACCGGACCACCUGGACCACCAGGACCCCCUAGUCCACCAGGACCACCUGGACCACCAGGUCCUCCUGGGCCACCAAUAAAUUAUCCAUAUUGGCCUCCCUUUCACC
Molecule: messenger RNA, 449 nt
Organism: Hippocampus comes (tiger tail seahorse)
Lineage: Eukaryota; Metazoa; Chordata; Actinopteri; Syngnathiformes; Syngnathidae
Product: cuticle collagen 1-like
Exons: 3
Coding region: 126-422 (98 amino acids)
Source: RefSeq, a predicted model, not a curated record